ACACGACAUGGCAUCACCGUCGAGAGAAAGACCACCCAUCUGCACUCCUCAUCAUCAGCGUUGAGCUGCCCAAAGACGAUGAUCACGCAGCUACAAGCAGUAUCAAGGCGUUCGGCGUUCGGCCGUGCGUCCACGCACCGACCCCUGUGUCGACGGUGGAUGAGUGUCAGACCGGAGGAAAGCUCUCCUAUUGCUGCUUCACGAAAGAAGGUGACGAUCCAGCACCUGCACGCGAUGCGCAAGGCCGGCACGCCCAUCGCCAUGCUCACCGCGUACGACUUCCCCACCGGGCGUGCGUGCGAAGCACACGGCAUCGACAUCACGCUCGUCGGCGACUCGCUCGCGCAGGUCUGCCUCGGCUACCCCGCGACGACGUCCCUCACGCUCGACGAGAUGGUCCACCACUGCGCGGCGGUCGCGCGCGGGAGCAAGGCCCCGCUGCUCGUCGCGGACAUGCCGUUCGGGACGUACCACGCGGGCGCGGAGGACGCGGUGCGCAGUGCGGUGCGGCUCGUGCGCGAGGGCGGCGUCGAGGCCGUCAAGCUCGAAGGAGGACUCGAGAUCGUCGACGUCGUGCGCAAGCUCACCGGCAUCGGCAUACCGGUCAUGGCGCACGUCGGGCUCCUCCCGCAGCGCCAGGCGAUGAUGUCUGGGUAUCGCGUGCAGGGGCGGAGCGCGGAGGCGGCAAGGGGGCUCAUGCAGAGCGCGCUGGCGCUCGAGGAUGCGGGUGCAUUUGCGGUCGUGCUCGAGGCGGUCCCGCAUCCGGUCGCGUCGUACAUUACAAGGCGGAUGCGGCGUGCACCGACGAUUGGCAUCGGGGCGGGAGCGGGGACGGAUGGGCAGGUGCUCGUGUGGGAUGACCUGAUGGGUACUUGGGGCGGGCACGAAGCAAAGUUUGUGCGGCGGUUUGGGGACGUGAGGGGCGAGGUGGAGAGAGGUAUCAAGGCGUACAUGGGUGCUGUGAGAGACCGUAGCUUUCCUGCGGAAGAGGAGAGCUACGAGAUGCUGCCGGAAGAGUUGGAGAAGUUCAUGAACAUGGUGGAAAAGGACAGGUCGCAGUGAUUGCAUACGCGAGAUUGAUCUAACGCUCUAUAUGCUUAUUAGAUAUCUAUAUUACACACAGACUAUUCGCCAAAAUUAUUUCUGAUUGUUGUGCUUUACUGGUU
Molecule: messenger RNA, 1166 nt
Organism: Laetiporus sulphureus 93-53
Lineage: Eukaryota; Fungi; Basidiomycota; Agaricomycetes; Polyporales; Laetiporaceae
Exons: 2
Coding region: 79-1062 (327 amino acids)
Biological process (GO): pantothenate biosynthetic process
Cellular component (GO): mitochondrion
Molecular function (GO): magnesium ion binding; 3-methyl-2-oxobutanoate hydroxymethyltransferase activity
Source: RefSeq, a predicted model, not a curated record